Messenger RNA from Sinocyclocheilus grahami, 575 nucleotides. RefSeq names its product beta-enolase-like. Gene Ontology annotation, cellular component: phosphopyruvate hydratase complex. The record is from RefSeq and is a predicted model, not a curated record. The transcript has 7 exons. NCBI's taxonomy places the organism in Eukaryota, Metazoa, Chordata, Actinopteri, Cypriniformes, Cyprinidae. Gene Ontology annotation, molecular function: phosphopyruvate hydratase activity; magnesium ion binding. Bases 60 to 575 code for a protein of 171 amino acids. Gene Ontology annotation, biological process: glycolytic process.
AACGCACACUCACGCCCCGUCAAACGCCGAGAUCGACGCCGACCCGACUCUCCCGCAGGAUGUCUAUCAGUAAGAUUCACGCUCGUGAAAUCCUCGACUCCAGAGGAAACCCCACCGUCGAGGUGGAUCUGUACACGGCUAAAGGUCGUUUCCGGGCGGCUGUUCCCAGCGGCGCUUCCACUGGCGUUCAUGAGGCUCUGGAGCUCCGAGAUGGAGACAAGACGCGCUACCUGGGCAAAGGUACCCAGAAGGCCGUGGAUCAUGUGAACAAAGAGAUUGCUCCCAAACUGCUUGAGAAGAAGUUCAGCGUCGUCGAUCAGGAGAAGAUCGACAAGUUCAUGCUGGAGCUCGAUGGAACUGAGAACAAAUCCAAGUUUGGUGCUAAUGCGAUCCUGGGUGUGAGUCUGGCUGUGUGUAAGGCGGGCGCCGCUGAGAAGGGCGUUCCUCUGUACCGCCACAUCGCCGACCUCGCAGGAAACAAAGACGUGAUCCUGCCGGUUCCUGUACGUGUGCCACCCGAUUGUUUAUUAUGGUUAAAUUACAUCUUAUUAAUCAAAGUAUGUCUAUUUGAAUGA